UUAUGAAUCACUUCAAUCUUAUAUUUCCUUGUGGUUUGCCAACCUUGAACUGUCACGCCUGAUUAAGGACUAGAAGUAUCGUACACGAUGACUUAACCUGUAUCACCAGCUACCUAAUGACUACCGAAGUUGCUCACGUCGUGAUACCUCAGCCUUAACUGAAUACUAUAUAAACGGCCUCUGUUCUUCCAUAGAAUUUCCCCAUCAGCUCAACCUCAUAUAAAACCACACGCCCAGAAAUAAUCUCUAAAUUCAUAGAAUAUUUAUACGUCAGCGCGAACGGCAACUUCCGCUUUUACCAGUACUUUCAUUCAGGGGUAAAAACACCAUGUCUUACGCUGGUUCCGACACCUCUAGGGAGGACCCUGUGAGUGAUGACUCUGCUGACAACAGCAGCAGCGAAAGCGACGAAACUGAUUCGUCUUCCCAGGAGAAACCAGAGGCGGAUUCCGACGUGCCCAUGGACGACGCCAAUGACGCCGAUAAUGAACAAUCAUCUUCCGAUAACGACGACUCUCAUAGCGUAUACGACUCUCCCGAAGAGGAUACAGAGGGGGAAAUCGUCCAGUGUGAGGAAUGCCACUGCUGGCUAUUUCUGCCCUGGUUUUCUUUUCCUUUUUGCGAUAAAGUUGAGAUGAGGUGCUUACAACUCAUUGCGGAGGGUCACUUGAUUUGUAUUCACUUGAUUUGUAUUUGACGCUGGUGAUUAAAAGCGCCUAUUGGCCUGCAUAAGGCCAAGUCGAU
This is a messenger RNA of Daldinia vernicosa, 744 nucleotides long. RefSeq lists its product as uncharacterized. The transcript is spliced from 2 exons. NCBI's taxonomy places the organism in Eukaryota, Fungi, Ascomycota, Sordariomycetes, Xylariales, Hypoxylaceae. The record is from RefSeq and is a predicted model, not a curated record. The coding region runs from base 329 to 697 and encodes 122 amino acids.